Halichondria panicea is the source of this 1873-nucleotide messenger RNA. RefSeq lists its product as uncharacterized. The coding region runs from base 127 to 1773 and encodes 548 amino acids. Lineage: Eukaryota; Metazoa; Porifera; Demospongiae; Suberitida; Halichondriidae. The transcript has 3 exons. The record is from RefSeq and is a predicted model, not a curated record. Gene Ontology annotation, molecular function: protein binding.
AUUUCCGGGGGAGUGCACAGUGGUUGCUGCGCAAACAUUUGCACUUUUUGUAAACAAGUGUAUAGCUACAUGCAGCUAUAGCUCUUACAGAUCUAUAUCUAAACGCGCCUACUCCCAUUUUUUGCGAUGUCUGAUGUGAAGAUUGAAUGCUGGACAAAAUGGCUGGAUACACACAGUGCAGCUAUAGUGGAAACAGACGACCUUGAAGCAGUGUUUGGAACUGAGAUAAACUUGCGUGAUUCCUAUGGAUGGACUGCGUCUCAUGGUAUUGCUGGAACUUCAGCCACUCUUAGAAUUGAAACAAUCACAAAAUUCUUCAGCUUUCUGAAGAAAAAAGGAUUAACCAAGCAGUUGUGCACACAAGAUAAUGAUGGAGACAUCCCUUUGCAGAGUGCAAUUCGCAGCGGAUCCUCAUCCGAUGUGAUUAAACUGAUUCUAAUGGUGGAUCCUAAUCAAACAAAAAAUACUCUUUGCUCUGAGAAUCGAAAGGGCAAGCAGCCACUUCUAACUGCUUUUGAACAGAAACACAAGGAUACUAUUGCGGUUAUUCUUAAUUUUUGCAUCGAAAACAAAGUACUGGGGCGUCUUACAGGAUUACAAGUUUCUGAAGGCAACACACUUCUUCACCGUGCUUUCAAACGUGGCUACAUUGAAUAUUUUGACGUUCUUUUGAAAGUAUGUAAAUCACAGAAUAUUUCUCCACAACAAGUGAUUAAAAGUCAUGAUAAAAAAGGUGAAACUCCAUGGUAUCACUUGGUUUUGCUAAAGGUCAAAAAGUUUAAGAAAGUGAUAGCAUUGCUUGUGGCCAACAACAUUGACGUGAAUGAAUUGUACACUGAUCCAAGCAAAAAGUCGACAAUGUUGCAUGAAGCGGUUCGUCGUAACAAGAGUGACUUUGUGACGAUACUGGAAAGUGGUGGUGCUAAAAAACAAAAGGAUUGUCAUGGCUCAUAUCCGAGUGACAGAAAUCGCUGCAUAGAUUCUCCUGAAACGCCUCGACGAAAGCCGAGUCUUCAUCCCACUAUUGUUCAUAAUGAACACCUAAUUGGGCUAAUGAUUCGUAACUCGUCAUCUAGCAGUCUUGCAUCGAUCACUGAGAAAAGAUCCUCUUCCCCAUUUCCUGAUGCUGUUAACGAGACCACCAACACCGUAGAUCAACACCAACCAACCAGUUCCCCAUCAUCUACUAGCCUUGCAUCCACGAGCUUCGAAAUCGAAUUCGAUUAUCCUGUACAGGUGUCUGAAACUAAUUCAUGUCCUGCUACCCAAGAGAGGGUACACACAGAAAACAACGAAGUAAUCCAAAACACUGAAGAGCAAAUACGACUCACACAUGAUUCAGAUGAGAAUGUUCCUCUUCAAGAUCCCAGUCUCUAUGAGAGCAACCAGCUACAUGAUGAUGCCAUGUCAUCUGAAUACAAACAGCAGGGGGGCCAUACUCGAGUCAAUCAGGAAGAAAGCCAAUUCCAAGAAAAUUAUGAGCCUGAUCAAGAAUGUUCAGCUCAAGACAUCCACAAGGAUUUUCGGCCAACACAAAGCACUCACGAGAACGACCAGCCUGUUCAAGACAAGCAUGAGACCAACCAACUGACACAAGGUGACCCUGAGGACAGUCACACCCAGUCAGCACGAAGAACACGUGAGAACGUUCAACCUGCUCAGGACAAUUUCCACAAGAACGACCCGCUGGAACAAGACAAGCACAGAAACAACCAAUUAAAAAAUGAAGAGCAUCAAGCAUAUGUCAAUCAAUCAGGAGAACCACCAACUUGAAACCAGCAUCCUUACCACCCCAAUUUUAUGAUAAAGCCGCUAAUAAUUAUACCAAUAUACAUGUGUUUGUGUCAUAGUAAAUAUUAACAUGCAGAGAUAA